AUGGCGAAGUCAUCACCCUCACUUUUCGUCGCCCUUGGAAGUCGAUGGGGAAAACCCGUCGAAGAAGUAGACAAAAAAGAUUCGUCGUCGGCGUAUUCGCCGCCGAUCGAAGAAAAAGAAAACGGUGAUGAAAACAACAAGAAUGAUGAUGAUGAUGUGACUCCUGCGAAGAAGACAACGACGACCGAGGAAGACGCGAACGACAACAACAAUAACACAAAAACAACAACAACAGCAAGUUCGGAGAAGAAGCGGGGAAAGCGUAAAAGUCGAUGGGAAACCGCAAACGAGGAGGAAGAGAAGGCGACGAGAGGAGAAGCGACUGCAAACGAAGCAACACCUAAUGACACGAAUUACGUCGCAGUGAAACGCAACGCACCGUUGCCAGGAACGAUCGUUAUAUCCGGAGGCUUACGCGUUCAGAUUCCCGCCGCUCUGUUGGGUGUACGUUCCAUGCCGAAAAAUGCUCGAGUAGAUCCAGAGUUGGAAGUCAUGUUCAAAGACUUAGAAACUUGCAACCGAAACUGCUUGAUUGGCGCACCGUUCUCCGAGAAGGAAUUUCUCGAUAAACGGGACGUGUUGAAAACGAAAAACAGCAAACACUUUCCGAAAGAAGUGGAAGAGAACAUGACGAAACCGAAAGACGACGCACCGCCGGUUUAUGACUUGCAUGGUCACAGAGUGAGUUCGAAAUCUGAAGUGAAUCGAGACAAAUACGAAGAAAAGCGUGGACGCUUAAUCGAAGAAAUCGCUCGCAGGUGCCCUCAGUUCACACCACCAGCGGAUUAUCUUCCCUCCAGAAAACGAAGAAAGAUUUACAUCCCAGUUGAAGAACACCCCGGAUAUAACUUUUUCGGGUUGAUUAUUGGUCCACGCGGGAACACUCAGAAAAAAAUGCAAAUGGAAACCAAUACGAAAAUCGUGGUCCGCGGAAGAGGUGCCGCGAAAGAAGGCUCGGGGAAGCAAGACGUAUCCGUAGACGAACCUUUACACGUUUUAGUCGAAGGCGAUACUAUGGUUGAUAUUGAUCGAGCCUGCGAGAUGAUUGAAAAGUUACUCGUCCCUGUCGAUGAAAACAUGAACGAACACAAACGAGAGCAGUUGAGACAACUCGCGAUUAUGAACGGUACGCUCAGAGAAGUCGACGAACAGGAGUUAAGAUUGCAGCAAGAAGAAGAGAACGCACUUUUGUAUCAGUUGCCGGAUCAUAUCAAAUCCAAAACGGACGAGAUGUACAGGAAAGAUAUAGAAAGAGUUCACGGCACUGGAAACGGUUUAGAAGACAAAUACUCAGAUUUCUUGUCCGAAAUCGGCGUCGACCCGAGCUCUCUCGGAGGAAAAGCUGGCGUGAGUUACGCGGUUGGAGGAGUAGAUCAAUACAACCCCUUGAAUGCUAAAAUUUCUGGUUUAGGUGCCGGCGCAAGAGCUGCACCGGCAUCAUCCGUUGGAGUGGGCGCAGGUGCACCACAAGCUGGCGCGGCGCCGUUCAGUGGUGGCGGCAACAAUCCGGACGAUAAAAACAAGCUAUACGUGGCGAAUUUACCGCCGCACGUGACGAAUGAACAAUUGCGUCCGAUUUUUGAAAAAUUCGGCCGCGUUACGGCGUGUGACGUUGUUCCAGACCGCGAUAAACAAUUAUCGUGCAAAGGAUUUGCGUUCGUAACAUUCGCUACCGAGGUGGAGGCUCGAUCGGCAAUUCCGCAUACGAACGGCAUGACUAUCGAAGGACGAGUGGUAGAAACGCGCAUUAAAAACGAGCCGAAAGUCCCGAUUCACAACGCGUCUGGAGGUGAUACCGCGCAGGAAGACGUAAACGAAGAGGCAAAACUCUACGUGGCAAACUUACCAUCGCAUUACGAAGAGGAGGAUUUGAAAACGCUGUUUAGCCCAUACGGUUUAGUGCAAAGUGUGAAAUUAGUCUUGGACCACACGACAGGUCUCUCCAAAGGGUACGGCUUUGUGCAAAUGAUGGAUCAAGAGCAAGCGAUGUCUGCGGUUGUAGCUGUCCACGGUAACAUGGUCGAAGGGUGCACGAAACCUCUGGUUGUAAACAUUGCCAACGAUAAAAAACGAGGAGUCCUUGGCAAUGGUUACGGCGCGCCGAUGAUGCCGAUGAUGGAUGCCGCCACUGCUGCGUAUUAUUAUCAACAACAGCAAAUGGCAAUGUACGGCUAUCAACAGUACGAACAGCAAUACGUCGUUCCUGAGGGCAUUCAAGUGGGGGAUAUGAAUUCUGCACCGGCGCCUCCUCCUCCGCCAGAAAUUCCCGUACCUCCUCCGCCAGAAAUUCCCGUACCUCCUCCGCCCGACCAAAGCGUCGUCGUAGAUGACUUGCCCCCUCCACCGCCGCUGCCACCGUCUUCUUCUUAG
Bathycoccus prasinos is the source of this 2370-nucleotide messenger RNA. RefSeq lists its product with no specific name. NCBI's taxonomy places the organism in Eukaryota, Viridiplantae, Chlorophyta, Mamiellophyceae, Mamiellales, Bathycoccaceae. Gene Ontology annotation, biological process: regulation of mRNA splicing, via spliceosome. The transcript has a single exon. Gene Ontology annotation, cellular component: ribonucleoprotein complex; nucleus. Gene Ontology annotation, molecular function: mRNA binding. Bases 1 to 2370 code for a protein of 789 amino acids. The record is from RefSeq and is a predicted model, not a curated record.